GACCCUUUCUAUUUUCGGUUCUUCCGUUUGCUUGUUGCUUGGCUGGUCCAGACAACGUCCUUCUUUAAACGCCGGGUUAUUCUUACAUACUAUACUCCUACCUUGAGCCUCAAGACUUUGUUGAUCAAAGUCUGCCUUGUCGAGUCCCAAUAUAUCGUCAAUAUUUUCGUCGCCAAUACAUCUCAACUGAGCUUCAAACCCACUUGGCUUGCUGCAAUCAAUCACCUACUACUUUCCACAAAAGAUCCAGUACUCAAUAUCAAAACAAGCAGCCAAAAUGUACCGCACCAAGCCUAAGCUUUCUGUCUCCAUCGCUGCCACCCAGAGGCCCUCACUCUCGCUGUCUAUCAAGUCCCCUGGGCCUUUGCAACAAGUCCAUUCGCCUCGAAGCCCGCAUCCGUCCAGCCCUGCACCCUCAAAGCGGUUCUCAACACUGCAAGUCCCAACCUCAACACCCAGCUACGUCAACACAUGCUCCGCCAAGAGUAUUCUCAAGAAACCAACGGCAACGGGGCCGUCAGGGGCCGCAAACAAGAAGAUCCAGUUCCGGGGCUCGCCGACAGUUCACUGUAUUACGCCCAUUGAGAACACGGACGAGUAUUACGGGAGUUAUCGGAAGUUGAGCAAAGAUGAGCGGAGGUGGAUGGUUCGAGAUUGAAGGACGCUCAAAAUACGAGGUUUGGGAACAGCAAGAUUAGGGCUUUUAUAGAGAAGGACAGUCCAUUUGGUUGACUGGGAAGGAAAUACAAGUGGGAGAGAGUGUGCUUUUAGCGAUGUAUCAUGUUAACGACUUACGAUAUGACUGACGGACUGGUAUGGAAUGGUAUGAUUAAUCCACAUCCUCAAUAUAUAUAUGAACACCAUUCCACUGUAGUGUUCCCGUAAAGGGAAAGGCAAGAGCAUAUGUCCAAUGCAGCGGCA
Messenger RNA from Aspergillus nidulans FGSC A4, 921 nucleotides. RefSeq lists its product as uncharacterized. The transcript has a single exon. The record is from RefSeq and is a predicted model, not a curated record. NCBI's taxonomy places the organism in Eukaryota, Fungi, Ascomycota, Eurotiomycetes, Eurotiales, Aspergillaceae. The coding region runs from base 278 to 658 and encodes 126 amino acids.